AUGGGGAAAGCAAGCAAAAUUAAACUUUCCAAACCAACGAGUAAAACGCAGCCCCUUGACAGACAAAUCGAGGAACAUCGUUUUGCCAAGCCGUCAACCAGAGUGAAAAAUAGGCUUCGUCAAGAUGAAGAUGAAGAGUUCGUUGGAUCAGAACUGUCUGGUCGCAUUCUCCAACAAGCACGUCAACAACAGAGAGAGCUGGAAGAUGUCACCGAUGAUCUUGCACCACCCGCUAAGAAAACAACCAAGUUGGGUGCUGGCAGUUCUUUGGCAGGCCCUAGUAAUGCAGGAUCUGAUGAUGAAGAUGGUGCCAGCUCUGAGGAUGACAUGGAGGGAGAUUUCUAUGAGGAUGUGAAUAUUGAUGAAGACGAUGAGCGAGCCCUUGAAAUGUUCAUGAACUACAGUGGCAAAACUGGUCGAACUUUAGCUGAUAUAAUCCAAGAAAAGAUUACUGAAAAGCACACCGAGCUUCAGACUCAGUUUUCAGAUGCAGGAAGUGUGCAAAUGCAAGAACUAGAUCCUCGGGUCAAGGAGAUGUAUGAAGGUGUGAAGGAUGUCCUAAUCAAGUAUCGAAGUGGCAAACUACCUAAGGCUUUCAAAAUAGUUCCAAAGCUUCGUAAUUGGGAACAAAUUCUUUACAUUACUGAUCCACCCAGAUGGAGUGCUGCUGCCAUGUAUCAGGCCACUCGUAUCUUUGCAUCUAAUCUAAAAGACAACAUGGCACAAAGAUUUUUCAAUCUCGUUCUUCUCCCCCGUGUACGGGAUGACAUUGCUGAGUACAAGAGACUUAAUUUCCAUCUAUAUCAAGCUCUUCGCAAAGCUCUUUUCAAGCCCGGUGCCUUUAUGAAGGGUAUCCUCCUUCCACUGUGUGAGAGUGGCACUUGCACUCUACGUGAAGCCAUCAUUGUAGGGUCUGUUGUGGCAAAGAACUCCAUCCCCAUGCUCCAUUCAGCUGCUGCCAUGCUAAAACUGGCAGAAAUGGAUUACAAUGGAGCCAACUCUAUAUUCCUCAGAAUCUUGUUUGAUAAGAAAUAUGCGCUGCCUUAUCGGGUGGUUGAUGCUGUAGUUUUUCACUUUGUCAGGUUCCAGCGAGAUCAUAGAGAGUUGCCUGUUCUGUGGCACCAAGCCCUUCUUACUUUUGUUCAACGAUACAAGAGUGACAUUAGCAGUGAACAAAGAUCUGCCCUUAUGGAUCUAUUAAGGCAUCAAAAUCACCCAACUGUAACAUCAGAAAUCAGGCGAGAAUUAGUAAACGCUAAAUGUAGAGAUGUUGAAGGUGCUGAGCCUGAGCCCAUGGCUGAUUGAUGAUUUAGUCAGUUUAAUGUUUUUGAGGCUUGAAUUUUGGUGUGUAUAUAUUAACUAGGAAUAAGAUGUUUAUUUUCCUAAUAUUUAAGUUAUAAUCAGGUAUAAGUUACAAAUUAAAAGCUUAUUAUGAAUGUAUAAA
This is a messenger RNA of Thrips palmi, 1444 nucleotides long. It is a transcript of the gene bys, whose product is annotated as bystin. NCBI's taxonomy places the organism in Eukaryota, Metazoa, Arthropoda, Insecta, Thysanoptera, Thripidae. The coding region runs from base 1 to 1305 and encodes 434 amino acids. Gene Ontology annotation, cellular component: preribosome, small subunit precursor; nucleolus; cytoplasm. Gene Ontology annotation, biological process: rRNA processing. The record is from RefSeq and is a predicted model, not a curated record. Gene Ontology annotation, molecular function: snoRNA binding. The transcript is spliced from 7 exons.